AUGAAAAUCCAUUAUACUAAUAUAUUAUUGUUUCCUCUAAAAUUAAAUAUAUUGGUAAAUACCCACAAAAAACCAUCCAUCACAGCACGUCAUAUACAAACUACCAGAUUAUUAUGCGAAUGUGAAUUAUUUUCACCACAAAAUUAUGACAACGAUCCUGAAAUGAAAAGGGUCAUGCAACAAUUUCAUGAUCGAACAACACAAAGGUUUCACGAAUAUGACGAAAGGAUGAAAACUACACGCCAAGAAUGUAAAGAACAAUGCGAUAAAGAAAUACAAAAAAUUAUUUUAAAAGAUAAAAUGGAAAAACAAAUGGCAGAAAAGUUAAGCACAUUGGAGACAAAAAUAAACACCGAUGAUAUACCUACAUGUGUUUGCGAAAAGUCGAUGGCAGAUAAAACAGAAAAGUUUUGUCUUAAUUGUGGUAAAAACAUGGCAGCGAUUGCACCCUGGUGGGGGUUGGUCUGUGGUUCAGGGUAUGCAGGAUGGCUACAUUCUGCCAUGGCUGCCGCUAUUGACAAAGCUAUAGCUGAGGGUGCUGCGGCCGGUAUUAAAGCAGGACAUUUGGCGGGUACUAAUGCUGUUAUUGAACAAUUACGCACAUUGGGUAUAUACUUUGUAGGUAAUAAACAAUUGGAAACAAUUAUUGAUGUAACAAAUUAUAUGAAUGUGUCUUUCAUUUAUGAUAAAGUUUAUUCUCAUUAUAUCACGUUAUGUACACCUCGUCCUGUUAAUGGUCACCUUGUCAGUAAUUUUAACUUUAGUGAUCGUUUUUGCAAAUUGUUUCAUCAAAAAGAUCUAGUUAGUUUGGAUAUAAAAUCAGUAAAAGCUAUUAUAAAAAAAAAUGUAGAAGAAGCUGUUGCAGGAGCUGAACAAGCUGCUAAAGCCGAAGUUUCUAACGUGACUGCCACUAAAACAACAGAAUUUACAACAAAAAACAUAGCCGAAGUAGAAGCUGCAACUACUUCCUACUAUACUCCCAUAAUAGCAUCCAUCGUUGCAAUAGUAAUCAUAGUUUUAAUUAUGGUGAUAAUAUAUAAGAUUUUACGUUAUAGACGAAAAAAAAAAAUGAAGAAAAAACUCCAAUAUAUCAAAUUAUUAGAAGAAUAG
Molecule: messenger RNA, 1110 nt
Organism: Plasmodium falciparum 3D7
Lineage: Eukaryota; Apicomplexa; Aconoidasida; Haemosporida; Plasmodiidae
Product: rifin
Exons: 2
Coding region: 1-1110 (369 amino acids)
Source: RefSeq, a predicted model, not a curated record